AUGACUGCACGUCCGGACAGCGUGCCCGAGGAGGAAGCGAACUCGGGCUUCAGUCACGACGAGGGCGAGCAAGAGCCCGACGUUCUUGGUGCCUCCAGUGGUGAGGAGUCAGCCCCCAAUAACAACUCGGCCGCGACACCGAGGAAACGGAAGCGGGUCAAGUACCAGAAGACAUCAUCGAUGCCUUUCGCCAUCCCGACGCCAACGGCAGCAUCAUCAGCCGGCCCCAGGGCUGACAGGGUCAAGACGCCAUCGUCACAAAGGACGCCGGGACUUGUAUACUCCUGGAGCCCUUCUGGCAGACUGGCGAAGGCCCAGGAGACGGGGAGUGACCGCACAUCCGGUACAAAGCACUUCUCAAUUUGUCAGUCAGCGAAUCCUUUCAACAAUUCCUCCGGGAAUUCCAUCACAUCCGAAAAGAGCCCGUCUUCGAUCUCUUCAGGCACGGAUCUGCCACCUCACGACAUUGUCUACACACUUGUCGACCUCUACUUCAAACACUGCAACACCUGGUGUCCUAUCCUCGACCGGAAGACGACUUUCGGCGCCUUCUUUGGUUCGACCUCUCUCACCGAAGCAGACCGCGUGCUGCUCCAUGCCAUCGUGGCCACGACAUUGCGAUUUUGCAAAGAUCCCCGCCUUUCGCCAGAAAUGAAGGCCCACUACCACGCUGUGUCCAAACACACUGUUCAGAUAUACGCAAUGGAACGAGUCAGCGUCGAGGCACUGCGAGCGCUGGUCAUACUCUGCUUGGACGAGCUGGGAACAUCAAACGGGCCGCGAGGCUGGAACCUGCUGGCCCUCAUUGCGCAGAAUGUGAGGCAACUCGACCUCUGUGAAGAGAGCAGCGUCUUCCUGUCCGCUGAUGCAGAAGAUAUGCCGCAGACGGGCUCCAUGCGGCGGGUCGUCAACGCACCACCUGACUCUUGGAUUGAGGACGAGGGUCGGCGACGACUCUGUUGGAUGGUGUACCUGCUUGACCGCUACGCCACCAUCGCCACGACAAUUUUUGACUUCAUGCUCGAGGAUAGCAAGAUGCAGCGUUGUCUGCCUUGUUCCUACGAUCUAUUUUCGAGAAACGUCCCUGUGGAAACACGCCCCUGGAGCUGGUCGCCCGAGCAUGGUGCACCCACACACAUGGUCAACCGGCCAGAAAACCUCGGCAGCUUCUCCUAUCACUGCGAGAUUCUGCGUAUCCUCAGUCGAGUGCACGAUUUCCUGAAAGUAUCCAUCGAUGUUACCUCGUCGCCAGAAAUGGCUCGGUGGCGGAACAGGUACCGCAUCCUCGACCGCGCACUUGACAACUGGCUCCAAAGCCUGCCCAGCGAGUACAGCAAAAUCUCAGCCCUCUGUCACUCGGACCCAGCCAGUCGCGUGGCCAACUGGUUCAUGUUGCACAGCGCCUUUGUCACAUCGGUUGUGCGGCUCCAUUCCUCUGCAGCUUAUCCGACAAUCCGCUCCAACAUAUUCGUGCCGUCGCAUUAUGCGAUGCAAAGAUGUCUCUCAGCUGUGCAGAGUCUUGGCGACAUCGCCCAGGAUGUGCUUGACGCGAACGGCCUCGAUUUGCUCGGCCCACCAUUUGCAUUCUCGCUGUGGGUGGCGGCAAGGCUACUUCUCGUGCACGCUGCCACCGUAGAGUGCCCUGUCGACCCGCGCGUCGAUUUUUUCAUUGAGACGCUCCAACAUGUGGGGAGGUACUGGGAAGUAGCUGACAAUUACGCCAAAAUCCUUGCACGAGUCGUGCAGAGGGGGAGACAGGGCGACAUGACAUUUACUGCUAUGAGGAAGAGCGCCCAUGAUUUGGUGACGCUGACGUCCACAACCCGAAGGUCCGGCGCCGAGCCGACCUCGACCCAGAUCACGUCAUUGAGCGAAUUGGACUACCUGGAUGUUUUUGACUUCUUCAACUACCCCAAAGUCGCUCAGCCCGGGAUCACAAUACCGAACAGCCAGACGAACCUCAUACAUUCGCAAGCACUGAAGGCGAUGGGCGGCGCGGGCGAGCCCAUCAGAAACAACGGAAUGCCAGACCCUGAGUCAGACUGGCUGGGGUUUGCGAGCCCGUUUAGCUGA
Molecule: messenger RNA, 2073 nt
Organism: Verticillium alfalfae VaMs.102
Lineage: Eukaryota; Fungi; Ascomycota; Sordariomycetes; Glomerellales; Plectosphaerellaceae
Exons: 3
Coding region: 1-2073 (690 amino acids)
Biological process (GO): DNA-templated transcription
Cellular component (GO): nucleus
Molecular function (GO): zinc ion binding; DNA binding
Source: RefSeq, a predicted model, not a curated record